Bactrocera oleae (olive fruit fly) is the source of this 645-nucleotide messenger RNA. RefSeq lists its product as uncharacterized. The record is from RefSeq and is a predicted model, not a curated record. NCBI's taxonomy places the organism in Eukaryota, Metazoa, Arthropoda, Insecta, Diptera, Tephritidae.
UUUUUUCCAGUGUCUAUUGAUAAUGCAAACAAAUUAUAGGCAUGUAUGUACUUUAAUUAAAUUAGCUUAACAAUUUAGUUCUUCUUCAGCCGUCAACAGAAAUAUACGUUAUCAUUAUUUAAAAUAUGGUAAGCGUAAAAGACGUGCUAUGUUUAUUACUAAUGUGCUUUUUUGCGUAUUAUGCGGAGAGUGCCAGCAUUGAUGGGAAUAUGAAACCACAACCUGCUAUAGUUAAAGGCCCUCCAAGUGUGGCAGGAAAUUGUGAUCUUGAAAGAAAUUGUAAGAUUAAUGAAACUACUGUACCGUUAUGUCGUUAUGAUGAUGGUGAGGGUUGCAUACGGAAAUAUGCAUCGAAAUGCCAUUUGGAUAUAGCAGCCUGUGUGGCUGGUACGAAAUACACAGAUUACAGCAACGAUUAUUGCUCAAUGGACACUUACCUAUGUGAGGAGGGCUAUGAACGUUGGACGAUAUUCUUCGGAUAUGAAAAAGUUUAAUUUUGAAAUUGUCAAACAAGUGAUAAGAGAAAAAUACCAAUUAAUUUUGAUGACUGUCUAACACAAAAUUAUGUACAUAAUUACCUAUGUACAUAUGAAUAAAUAAACGGGCGUUCUUGACUAUAUUUAUCAUGAAUGUCGAUGAAAACUG